AGAGCUGAAGACUGGGGCAGUGGAUAAAGACACAGCGACCACAGAAAGGGUGGAUUACAGGGCCUCAGAAAAGGGUUUAUGGAAUAAGACCAGCAAGGAAGAGGAAAAAGGCUGAAAAAAUACAAAUCAAGGAAAAAGAGGAAAAGAAAAAGCUGGUGCGUAGUGCAUGUUUUGCUGCAAGUUUUAUUGCAUUGUGCAGAUGUACUAUCAGUGCUAGAUAGCAUUUGUGCUAGUAACGGCCUUAAUUAAAUGGCCAUCCUUCUGGGAACAGAGCAUGUCUAAGUCUUGCUAAGGGCCUGCCUUUGGAGAUCUUGUAGGGCACCCGUUUCCGUUCAGCGAUGUCCCUGUUUAAAGGACCCACCAAUCAAACUCAAGCCCAAUCAGGUGGAAAACUAAGAUAUGAAUGAAGGAACAGCACUGAGAAGAGGAAAAAGAGGCACAGAAAUUAAUCAACUAGACAGGAAAGAAGAGACAAGAGGAGCAGCAAGAGGGGAGUCACGCUGUGCUGCUUGGCCUUGGACAGCAUCACUUUAGGAGAUCAGUUUUUUGGUAAUCCCACAGGUAGCCACUGGAAAGACAGACAGACACAGACCAGACUAAGAUUGGUGAGGUGAAACGAGCAAUAGAACAUAGAGCAAUAGGAGCACGGGAGUAGGAAAAAGGGGAGUGAGAAAAGCAGGGAAGAGAAAGAACCGGUGGGAUCAAGGUGACGUCAACAGCUCACUGGAUUGAGGUGUUGAGUCCUGCUGAUUUUAAUCUGAGCUGAUUAGGAAACAGAAGAAAAAACCCAGAGCCUCAGCAAGCUGUCUGGGGAGCAAGACAAGAGAAGUCUUUUUUUACUUAGAGAAGAAGCCAAGGACCUGAAGAAAACACUGAAAGAAGACCGACAAAUCCAAGAACCAAACUAAUAAGAAAAGGCAGAUAUUUAUCAGAAGAUUUACAAGAAAAAAAGAGACACCAGGCAAGUAAAUCAGGAAGCUUGUUGUUUUUUGAAAACUUCAUCCUUUGUGGGAAAUAUAUCGCUUCUGUUAAUCAGUUUCAUAUCUGCUCCUGCAAUCUUCUCCUGCAUUCACCUGAGUGGACGACAAUGCCCACAAAUGGCAAUAAAGCCCUCAAGCUCCAAUUUGGGCUGAUUAACUUUGAGAGCCGUUACUUAACUGCAGAGGCAUUCGGGUUCAAAGUGAACGCUUCAGCACCAAGUCUCAAGAAAAAGCAGAUCUGGACACUUGAGCAAGAUGAGAAAGAUGGGCAGGUCGUGUACCUGCGGAGCCACUUGGGCCGCUACCUGGCAUCUGAUAAAGAUGGCAAGGUGAGUUGCGAGGCUGAGUCACAAGAGAGCGACUGCAGGUUCCUAAUUGUCGCACAGUCAGACGGUCGCUGGGCCCUGCAGUCCGAGCCACAUCUGCGUUUUUUUGGAGGGUCAAAAGACUAUCUGUCCUGCUUUGCUCAGACCAUUGGUGAAGCAGAGCUGUGGGCCAUGCACCUGGCCCUGCACCCACAAGCAAACUUGCUAAGCGUAGCUCGCAAGCGCUAUGCCCACCUGUCUGCACCUGAGGGUGAGAUAGCUGUGGACAGCAACAUCCCGUGGGGCGUCGAUGCUCUCCUAACCCUGGUUUACGUAGAUGGCAAAUACUGCCUAAAGACCUGUGACAGCCGGUUUCUAAGCAGUGAUGGGAAGCUGUCUUUUGAAAAUGGUCGCGGAACAGGAUAUACCCUGGAACUGAAAUCUGGUAAAUUAGCUUUCAAGGACUGUGAAGGAAAGUACUUGAGCCCCAUGGGGCCAACAGGCACCUUACGUUCAGGACGCUGCUCCAAACCAGGCAAGGAUGAGUUGUUUGAUCUGGAAGAAAGCCAUCCACAGGUGGUGUUUCAGGCCGCCAAUAACAGAUUUGUCUCAAUCCGACAAGGCGUGAGUGUCUCAGCGAAUCAGGAGGAUGAAACAGACAUGGAGACAUUUCAAAUGGAGAUCGAUAAAGACAGCAAAAAAUGUAAGUUCAGGACAAAUGAAGGCAACUACUGGACGCUUGUAGCUCACGGAGGCAUUCAGUCGACAGCCAGAGAAGCAGGCGCCAACACCAUGUUUGACAUCGUGUGGCUCGGACGGAGGGUGGCGCUACGAGCUAACAAUGGGAAAUAUGUGUGCACUAAGAAGAAUGGACAGCUCGCUGCAGUCAGCGACUCAGUAGGGGAGGAUGAGCAAAUGAUUCUAAAGCUGAUCAACAGGCCCAUCCUAAUCCUACGAGGGGAGAACGGAUACGUGUGCCACCACAAGAAUUCAAACACACUGGACGCCAAUCGCUCAGUUUAUGACAUCUUCACAUUAGGCUUCAGUGACGGAGCAUAUCAUAUUAAAGGUGCAGGAGGAAGGUUCUGGUAUGUUUCCAGCAGUGGCAUGGUGUGCUCUGAUGGCGACACACCUGAAGAUUUCUGCUUUGAGUUCUUAGAACAUGGGCGAAUUGCAAUAAGGGGCAAGAAUGGCAAGUAUCUGCGCGGAGACCAAGGGGGCACACUGAAAAGUGAUGGAGAGAAUGCUGAUGGCUCAUCUCUCUGGGAAUAUUGACACCUAGUGGCCAUCUUGGAUACUGUCAUUCUCUUGCCACCUGAAACUUUUGGACUUGCUAUGGAAGCAGUGGAGGAUGCAGUAUGUGUGAAUGUGCAUGUUUGGAAACUGAGCAAUUUUGUGGGUAAAUAAUAAAAUCAAUUUUCAGUCACCAUUAGUUUUUGUGUCAGUAUUCUGAGUUACUUAUAGGCUAACAGGUUUUAUAAAUCUGAAAUUUAAAAAACUUUACGCCUGUAGUAAACUAGCAAACACUGCAUACACUUAACUUGAUUUUCCCCUGUAAUAUUAUUUAUUAGGUUUAAAGUGUAAAAAGUUAACAACGUGCCCCCUGUUAUCUCUUAGGUAUAUUUCUAGAUGUAUAAUUUGCCUGUUUGUGUUGUUAAUAUUUAGCACUAUUGAGCAGUCACUUUUCAAAAGUGUUCCUCUUUGACACUAUACAACCUUACAUACACCCAGAGCCACUAUGGUUUUCUGCCUGUGGGCCUUAACCAAUACUUUUGACUAUGUUCUACCUGUUGUCCCUCCCUGUAUGGUUUCUUUGCCUUUCUGCCUCUCUAUUCUUGCCAAUUCUGAUGGACUCGAAAGACAGUAGUUCAAGUUACACAUUUCUGCGUGUGUUAAGACACUAUUGAGUGUAGGAGCACAUAAAAAUAAAUCUUUAUUAUUUCUGCAGAAAGUGAAGCUUCAUGUUUUAAAUGUUCUGAAGAAAAUCAUUCAUCAUACAAACCAUUUCCUCUGGUACCAUCUUACCAUUCAGCAACAACUGUCUCUCUUUCUCUCUAUCUGUUUUCCCCUCUAAUGGGUUUUAAAAGCAAUAGAAAUCAUCUGUCUGUGAUUUUAGAGUGAAGUUCACUAGUGGUCAAGAGGAUAAAGGACAAUCAGGCAACUUAAUGUUACUUGAAAAUUGAUUAUAAAAGUGUAUUUUGUAAGACCUGCUGUAAUGAAGCUUUAAACACUGAAUUGCUUUUUUUCCAAUAAAACAGUCUCUGCCAAA
This is a messenger RNA of Astyanax mexicanus (Mexican tetra), 3554 nucleotides long. RefSeq names its product fascin actin-bundling protein 2b, retinal (gene fscn2b). The transcript has 5 exons. The coding region runs from base 1088 to 2560 and encodes 490 amino acids. Gene Ontology annotation, cellular component: actin cytoskeleton; cytoplasm. Gene Ontology annotation, molecular function: actin filament binding; protein-macromolecule adaptor activity. NCBI's taxonomy places the organism in Eukaryota, Metazoa, Chordata, Actinopteri, Characiformes, Acestrorhamphidae. The record is from RefSeq and is a predicted model, not a curated record. Gene Ontology annotation, biological process: cell migration; actin filament bundle assembly; establishment or maintenance of cell polarity.